This is a messenger RNA of Fonsecaea erecta, 735 nucleotides long. RefSeq lists its product as hypothetical. Lineage: Eukaryota; Fungi; Ascomycota; Eurotiomycetes; Chaetothyriales; Herpotrichiellaceae. The record is from RefSeq and is a predicted model, not a curated record. The coding region runs from base 1 to 735 and encodes 244 amino acids. The transcript has 3 exons.
AUGUAUCGAUCAACCCACGCCGGUGCCACUGCUACGCUAUACACCUCGUCACUAAACUCGGUCAUCGAGACCUUCUCCAUCUGCCUGGUUCUCAGACAUCCUAUCCUGUUCAUCUUCGUCCAAACCACUACCGCGUCCGUCUUUUCUUCCUCCGACAUCUACGCAUUGGAUUCAGAUCCCGCCCCUCCUCGACCCAGUGUACCAGGACUGGCUGAUGGGGCCAUCGACCAAGGCACGGCUCUGAAACGACUUUCGCAAUGUCGCCGGACACGCACCACAGCCGCGUUGAGCAGUAUACAAAAUGUUUGGAUUGAAUUCCCCCAACAUGUCGGCUUCGAAGACAAGUCAUACUGCCCUUAUUCCCGACGGUGCCACGCCCUCCAUCACGUCCCUAUGUCCUACGAUGCCCACUAUGUCAUUACCCCUAGCCCAACCUUAUCCCUCCGCCGCGAGCGGAGAACUGCUGCCUCUUUCUACCACUGGCGCCGCCGCCAGCUAGCCCUGUCGCUUCUCAAGUCCGCUCAUGAUAGCCUAGUCAACGAAGAGACGGACGUCUGGCGACUUCGGCAGCGCUUUACCUGGCUCAUGUGGUACGACAUUAUCAAGGCCGUGCGGCCGGACGUGUCAGGGCGCCGGCUGGGGCGUAAGGUCAAGGAAGACGUCCGGGCCUUCGUCGCCACCGUGGAGUCGGACGAGAACCAGGCCGAGGUCAUCGUGGCGAACAUCUCGAGCUAG